AUGCUCAAGGAGUUCGAAGGGGCGAUUGGGAUUGACCUCGGCACGACCUACUCCUGCGUCGCCGUCUUCCUCCACGACCAGGUCCAGGUCAUCCCAAACGACCAGGGCAAUCGCACCUCCCCAUCCUACGUGGCCUUCCAACACGACGAGGUCAUUGUCGGGGAUGGGGCAAAGAACCUCAGCGCGCGAGGGGCCUCAAGCGUCAUUUUCGACGCCAAGCGCCUGAUCGGGAUGCGGCUGAGCGAGAAGACAGUCCAGGAGGACUGCCAACGCUGGCCCUUUGUCAUCUCUGACGGCGGCAAAGGCGACGACAAGCCGCGCAUCCACGUCGAGUUCAAGGGCGAGUCGCUCCAGCUCGACCCGGUUGAGGUCUCCGCGCGCGUCUUGGCCUAUUUGAAGACCUGCGCGGAGUCGUACCUUGGGAAGCAGGUGAAGAAAGCGGUGAUCACGGUUCCUGCGUACUUCAACGACUCGCAGCGUCAGGCCACCAAGGACGCCGGUGUGAUUGCUGGGCUUGAGGUGCUGCGCAUCAUCAACGAGCCGACGGCUGCGGCGUUGUCCUACGGGAUUGGCGUGAACUCCGGGGCGAAGCCCUCCCAAAGCGAUGGAAAGCCACUGAACGCGCUGGUUUUUGACUUCGGCGGCGGCACGUUCGACGUUUCGAUCAUCACAAUCGAUAUGGGGAGCUUCGCGGUGCGCGCAACCGGCGGGGAUACCCAUCUUGGUGGGCAGGACAUGGAUUUUAAUCUUCUCGCGUACAUUACCGGGGACCUGGAAAAGCGCCAUGGGGUGCAUUUGUUCGAUCAACAUCCUCGGCAAAUGGCACGAGCGCGAGCGGCCUGUGAGGUUGUCAAAAAGACGCUCUCCCACAGCACAUCCGAGGAGCUUGUGCUGGAUGGCUUGCUGCCUGGAGGGGAUGAGUACACCCUGAGAAUCACUCGCGCGAAGUUGGAGGAGCUGAAUGAAAAGAUUUUUGACAAAUGCAUCAGCGUCGUAAAGCACGUUCUCAAAGAUGCCGCCAUGACGGUGGAGGAUAUUAAUGAAAUUAUCAUGGUUGGCGGGAGCUCCCGAAUCCCCAAGCUCCAUAACCUCCUUAAGGAUCUUUUUAAAUGCAAUAUGCUCUGUAAUUCUGUCCAUCCGGACGAGGCGGUUGCUAUCGGAGCGGCAAUUCAAGCAAGUAUUCUGAGCAAUUCGACCGAACAACAAUCCGAGAGAACGGAAGCGGUGGUUUUGAUGGAUGUCGUUCCCCUUUCCAUUGGCGUCGAGGUCGAUAACGGGAAGCUUGACGUCCUUAUCCCGCGUAAUACGACCAUCCCGUACAAGAUCAAAAAGGAAUACAGCACCGUCGAGGAUUACCAAACCGACGUUGAUAUCCAAGUUUUCGAGGGCGAGCGCCCGCUCACGCGGCAUAAUCAUAAGCUCGGCGAGUUUUCACUCGAGGGCAUUACCAAAGCAAAGAAAGGCCAUCCGACCAUUACCGUAACCUUCUCAAUCGACGCGGAUGGUCUGCUCACUGUCAGCGCAACUGAAGCCCUCGCGAAUAAAACGAAAAGCCUUGUUGUGCAAAAUUCCGAACGACUUUCCGGAGAGGAAGUGAUGGCGAUGGUUGAGGCUUCGAAGAAAUUCCAGGGUGAGGAUACCCUUUCCCUCGCCAAAACCAAAGUCUCUGCGCGGGUUAGCGAUGCCCUUGCGAAGCUAAAAGAGAAAGUUACGAGUUCAAAGGAGCCACCCUCUGACAAUCUACAAAAGAGGCUUGAUUUUAUUCAACAUGCCGAGGAAUGGCUGAGCCGGAGUCUUCCGAAUUACACGGAUUUGGAGUCGCUGAAAUCAAAGUCCGAAAAAAUUAUGCAGCUUAUUAAUAAAGGCAUGAAGCGCGCCCGUCCUGAGAAAAAUGGAUCGCAAGAAGGUAAUCGAAAGUCUGAACGGCGUGAAUCGGACAGUGAGGAUUCACAAAAUGCAGAGGAAGAGGAAAAGGAAGAAGAGAAAGAGGAGGACGAAAAGGAGGAAGAAGAGAAAGAAGAAGAAGAGAAGGAGGAAGAACCGAAAGAGGAGGAGAAGGAGGAAGAAGAAGAGGAAAAGGAAGAAGAGAAGGAAGAAGAGGAGAAGGAGGAAGAAAGCAGUGCUAGCGAUGAAUCUGAAAAGGACGACUGA
This is a messenger RNA of Phytomonas sp. Hart1, 2151 nucleotides long. The record is from the annotation of a GenBank genome assembly. Lineage: Eukaryota; Euglenozoa; Kinetoplastea; Trypanosomatida; Trypanosomatidae.